Molecule: messenger RNA, 681 nt
Organism: Aureobasidium uvarum
Lineage: Eukaryota; Fungi; Ascomycota; Dothideomycetes; Dothideales; Saccotheciaceae
Source: the annotation of a GenBank genome assembly
ACACCACAAACCCUUCGCCAUUUCUCCCUCUCUUGCCACAGGAAUCAAACAAGCUCGAGUGAUGGCAACGAUACUCCGAUGUCAUUUUGGAGAAAGUUGAAAGAGUAUCCCGAGCUGUUUGAAAUGCUCAAGGCCUCGCGACAUAGAUCAACCAAGGAGUUCUAUGCCAGAAUACGUGCAGAGCCAGAAUUGCUUAGAAUGAGACAAGAAGAACACAGUCGCGUUACGAAGCUGCUUUAUUCUAAUUCCGAGUAUCGCGCCUCGCACAAAAGAAAAGCCAUUGCUUGGAAUCACGCUCACAAACACGAUGAACACCUCAUCAUUACCAGAGCUAUUCACGCAUGGUUCUUUCGUUACCCUAGAACCCGCCCCGAAUCCUGCAGUUGGGCGGGUGACCAUCAACUCAUGCCCUGGAAAACCCAUCGUCCGAUCAGCUAUCACGCAAAGACCGCAUGCUAUUGUACGUCCUGUGGCAUAGAGCGUCAGUUGAAGGGAAUGACCCAAACGUGUUUUCUGUGCAACACGCACUAUGCAGAGCGUGGCUGGUCCGAAGCAAUGCCCAAAGGCUACGAAGACAUUAGGACAUUUGGAAAUCUACGUGCACGAUAUGACAAACUGAACGGCUCCAUGGCCAGCCAAUCUGCCUACAAUACAAUCAGGCAGAGACAAUCAGAGACUUCU